Molecule: messenger RNA, 4320 nt
Organism: Athalia rosae (coleseed sawfly)
Lineage: Eukaryota; Metazoa; Arthropoda; Insecta; Hymenoptera; Athaliidae
Product: WD repeat-containing protein 87-like
Exons: 4
Coding region: 944-3184 (746 amino acids)
Source: RefSeq, a predicted model, not a curated record
GUCACAUGAAUAUCUCAUACUAAUCUGAUAUGCUGUAUGUUUCAGGUCUCCCAGUGAGCGGGGUCUUUGGCGGCAAAGUCCUCGGAUAAGACAAAGUUUUGCGUCAUUUUUAUUUUGAUACUAAUCUGUUCUGCUGUGGGUUUCAGGUCACCGGAGUUACUGCGCUGUUUCCUGAGAAAAUCUUGGAUAGUUUAGCUUUCAACGUAUUUGUCUGUGCUCUCAAAUUCCAAUAGAUUUGAGCAAAACAAUACCACAAUGGGACCUCAGUAGAUGAUCCGACCGUGCAGAACCACAGCUAUUUUUUAAAAUGUACAAAUUGUCCAAUCACCUGUUGUACAUUGCCAUUGACUCAGCCUCCUAAAUAUGAUGAAGUCAAAUUUUUCUUCUGUCAAACUGACAGAUCAUAUGGAAUAUUUGUAUAGCCGUUUUCUUCCAUAUCGAACCUUCUCGCGAUGAUCCGUUUCUCGUUGCAUCUGACUAUAAGCACAUGCAAAUUGAGUAAUAAUGUUCUCAUAAUACGUUCAUCACAUGCGCUGAUGAUGCAACACGUGCGAUAUCUCUGGAAUUAUUGAUUUAUGUAAACACAAGCAAGUUCAUCUCUUGCUGUGUAGUCUGAAAGUCGGCGCUCUGAGAUAACACGGCGAGUGGCGCCUCUCGCCGAUAGUUUAUUUAAUUAAUACUCGCGGAAAAUAAUCGAAAUCAAUUUCACCAAAACAUCGAUAACUAAAACAAAAAUUGAUUGUCCAGUAAACAAAUUUCUCUCAACCUCUCGAAAUCAAUGACAUGCGUAAAUUACCCGAGUAGAUAAUAUAAAAGAAUUACAGAAAAUGCGUUAGAAAAUUAAAAAAAAAAAAAAAAAUACCCGCCAAAAAAUUUUCAAAACUUUCGGCCCCUAAAUCUGACGAAAUAAAUAAAACUUGUACAAAUACCGAACUAAUUCAUAAUGGAGAAAAACGAAGACGAACCCGAUGACGUCAAAAACGCAACUCCUGUCGCGGGUACAAUUAAGUCCGGCACGAAGGAUGAAUCUGCCGGAAGUCCUAGGGCCACGAAAAAACCGAAACAUCCAGAGCAAAGUUCAAAGAAAUGUGCGGCGAUAAAAUCGAGAAAAGCGAGAAACUCUGAGGCCUCAAAAAUGAUGUCGGUCCUCGUUUAUUCCCCACCCUGUACUUUACCAAAAGUGGAAGUGGUGCCUCGGCAUUGUCUCUCGAAAACAAAAUAUCUGGACGUCCUAGCCACCCCCAGUCGAAAAUGUUCGAACGACUGUACGGGAAAAAUGGUGAUGAGAAAAGUGCGACCGUUAUCGGCGCGAAUAAACGAACUCGCUCAGCCAGCCAGACGUUUGAUAAUGGGAACUCUUCGCGAAAGGGGCGAAACCCUCCCCCCCGAAAUGAUAGCCAGCCUCAUCAAAUCGAUCGAAGGAAGCACCUGCAUGACACCCGAACAAGCCGAGCAGUACUUUAGAGAUAAGGAACGCGAUAGAAAUAAAGGUCGUAACAAUAAGGGCGGUAAAUGCGGCAAGCAAAAGUGCAGAGGGAAGGCGAAACCGGACUGCCCUUCGCCGCUGGACCGGGACGCCGUCCUGUGUCAGUACCUCAUGGCCGAACGUUUCGUCAAAAGUAUCCUCCAAUGGAAAUGCCCGAUUCCGGUCGACGAGGUCCAGGACAUAGCCCUCGUUAUACUCAGGAGACUGAGCUUCGUUCUCGAAUACGAACCGCUCGAUGGACGAGAUUUAAAAUCCCAGCAGAUGAGAUUCUUGGCGGAUAUCAUCGCCUGUUGGAUAUCGGGGGUCCUCGUCGAGGUCGCGAAGGAACACAGGAAGGAAUUGGAGGACGAGAAGGCCGCGGCGGUCGGCGACGAAAUCGGAGACAAAAAUAAAGAUGGCGACGCCGAGGACGAGGACGAGGACGAGACGGAGAUUCCAGGAAUGGGGAAACCGGAAGUGGAAGGGGAUGACGAGGAGGAAGAGGAGGAGGAAAAAGAGGCUGAAAAGGAUAAAGAUGCCGAAAAGGAUAAAGAUGCGCCCGUCAAAGUAAAGGACGAGCCGAAAGAACCUCAGGUCGUUUCGCAAGCGGGUGGACCUCAAAUUCCCGCAGACGCGGUCGCGGUAGAGCCGGGAAACGUUGGUGUGAAAGAAGAACCUGAAUUAGCUGCAGAGAUUAACAAACAGCAGGAAGUUAUCGCGAAGCUACAACAAGACCUGGAAGAUAGGGAGAAGGCCCUGAAAGAGGCCGAGGAGAGAGCCAGAGAGGAAGAAGAGCGUCGCAAAAAACAAGCGGAAGAAGAUAGGGCGGCGAGGGAAGAAGAGGAGAGUAAAAGAAGGGAGAUCCGGGAGGAGGAAGAGAGACAAGCUAAGGAGAAAAUCGCGAAACUGGAGGAGGAGCUGAAGAACAAGAUCGCCGAGGAGGAAGAAGCGAGGAAAAAGAGGGAGGAGGAGGAGGCCGAGAGGAAGAAAAAAGAAGCGGAGGCGGAGGAGCAACGGAAGAAAGAAUCGGAGAAGAAGAGAAAAGAAGAGGAAGAGAAGCUGAAGGCGAUGGGUCCCUCGAAAGCCAUAGAGAACAUCGGCGACGAGGAAUUGUUCAAGACCAGCUUGCCGUUCGUUACUUUCGGGCGGAUAAUCGAGACUUUCUACGAGAUGACGGAGGACGAGCCCGAAGGCGACGAGGACGAUCCGAUCGAAAAUCGAAUACAGCGCGCUCUGUACGAGAAAUUCGCGGACCUCGUAGAUCUCGAGAGCCCCGAGAGCCUCACGGAGAACUUGAAGGACGUGACGGACGUGUUGGCCGGUAAGGUAGCGAGGUGGAUGAAGGGCAUCCUCAAGGACGCCGAGGUGAAGUUCAUGAGCGCGCAUCCGGCGGAAGUUGAGUCCAGGGAAGUGAGGGACUGGGGAAGGUGGAUGGACCAGGUUACGGACAGGGCGGGCGAUUGGGCCCAAUGGAUCCACCGAAUCGUGAGAGACGCCGAAGCUAAAUCCAACGAUCCCGAAAAAGUGAAUCGCGGCGACUGGGAAGAUUGGACCUCGGACUUGGACGCAAAGGCUCUGCUUUGGCGGAGAUAUUAUCUCGAAACCGUUCACCAGGCUCAUCACAACGCUAUGAUGAUCGCCAGCAGGCCCGUCGUCAAAACGGGGGAAAAAAAAGAGUAUCUUUAUCCCGAGAAAGAAAUUCAAGAGACGGAUCUGUAGCAGCCUAGACUAAAGUCUCGCACGACGUCGCCCGUUAAAUCUUUUUCUAUAUAUCCAUUAUGAUAAUUACCGUAAUAAUGUGUAACCGCGAUAAAGUAAAACUGUAACAAAUGCCCGAUGUAUAGAUCCGCUACUUUCUCUCUGUAAUACGGACACCGACGUAUAUCGGAGUUUCCCUUGCCCUCCAUUUAUCGGCACGUGAAACUGCCGACGCAGGUAAAAAAAAUCAAUCGAUUCAAAUUACUCAACUCCGGAUAAAAUCGAGCGUUCGAUGAACUUAUUUUGCUCAUCGCCGGUCAGCAGAUUUGAAACUUUUACCUUCUUCACCGUUUCGUAUUACGAGUCAGCGUUAUUAUUAAUAAAAUAGCGAUAAAAUCUGCAUCGUCAUUUCACCUGGCUGAAAUUCACGCACGCGUCGCCGGUAUUUCGUGUUCGUUCGUUUUUUUUUUUUUAAUGGGACCACGAUGUGCCUCGCUAGGAAUUCUCCGGGAACCGCUACACGACGCUUUAUUUAGUCAGUGAGAGUCGAAACGACUUUCUACUUUUUACUACACAUCUUCGCGCAGCUCCCGUCCACCUGAACCGUACAACGAACUACGAAACUUGAUUCUCUGUCGGCGCGAGAGCGAUCGAGAAUUCGGAGGGUUCCGUGGACCCGGCUGUUCGAUUUCGAACGACCAAUCGAAUAACGCGACUCGUUGCGAAACCGCGUCACUUUCUUCGCCCCGUAAAAUUCCCCCCUCCCGACAAUCAGCGAUUAUUCUCCGAUCCUCCGGCGUACCGGAAACUGCGGGAAGCCGCUUGUGAAUCGCUAGGAGAAUUGAGUCGUCGUAGGGAGCGCGGAAAAACGUUGAACGCCAGGCAUAAAACCGAGGUGGAUUAAUGACGCGCGGAAUUAAUAAGCGGCGCCCGCAAAACGCGGAAGCGUAUAUACGAGAUCUUCGAACGACGCGUGUAUCGAAUUACUUCCGGCUCGUUAUAUCGCAUUAAAAUUUUUUGAAAAAAAAAAAAAACCGCAGCGCGCGCGCGAGCGCUUACCUGCCGACGGAAAAAUUGCGCCGCGUCGGCGACUUUGUUUAACCUGCACUUUUUCAAACGGCGAAAAAUCACGGUGUGAAGCGCCUCCGCGAUCAGCC